UGAAAAAUGAGUGAGUAAGCGCUAAGAGAAGUGAAAAGAAAACAGAAAACAGCGAAAACACUAAAGAAACGCUAAUCUUGCCAAGAUGAUAAGUUUCGUUCCUUGAAUGUAACUUUAUUAAUAUUUUGCGUUCAAAAGCGAGAAGUGAUAGGCUUCAUUAUUUGUGACUAUGUUGUGAUUAAAUGUCGGUGCUGGAAGAAUCGAAAGAAGAGGAAAUUAGCCACAUAUAGUGAAGUUUAUAUUCCUUUGUUUUUAUCUAUCAGACGCGUCCAUUUUGUGAAAGCAAAAUUUGCGCCGUACCUGAAAUAGUUUGUUUUCCACUUUUUAAGCGCAAAAUUCAUCAUCUUGGUCUGUGAUACUACAGUUAAGAGUAUUUUUGUUGAUACUGUUGUAUACCAACAUAGAAAUAGACUAUAUUGAAGUGUGUUACUGUUUUACUACAAUUUCACACUACGAACUUUUGUGAUUAUUAUGGCUAAAAAGCACAUAGGUGGCAAAAUUGUCAUCAACGGGAAAUUUCGUGCAACGAGGCAUCCAUCCAAAGUGAAAGUACCAAGCACUCACCAAGGGUCACCCAUGCAGAGGCCUUCUCCAGGUAAAGGUGAACCUCUUCCACAUAAGCUGACUCCUGUUAGAGUACCUUCAGGUGAACCUCAGGGUAGUUUAAGAUCUAGUCCUCGUACUUCUCCUGGUUUGUUGGCGGGCCAUUAUGCGGGUUGCAAAUUUUCGGAACCACCAUCACCGUCUGCUUUACCGCUGCCCCCACAACAUUGGAUGCAAACAACAACUAGAACACUUCAGUUGCCCUUCCAUUCUAAUAAGUCUGAUCACAAUGAUGUUGCACAACAGCUGAAGCUGUUAUUGAAAGUACAGGGUUGACCUGUAAAUCCAUCAACAAAUUCUAAUUACAAAAGACCUUUAUCUUUAUAUAUACUUUUAUGAUGAGUGAGCAUGAUAUUGAGAAUAUGUGAUUAAUUUUAAGAGUUUUGGUAGCGAGUGAACACGACAAUAUGGUAUUAUAAGGACUAUUUUUUUAGAGCUCUGUAUAAUAAAAUGUUUUUAAGUGAGAGAAUACUUUGAGAUGGUCCCGGUAUUGUGUUUUAUUGUAGAAAUAAUUGUCCUGUUCAGCCGCACUGUGAUAUGCAGUCAUACUUACAAAUCGUGAUUGCUUUAGAUUGUAGAUAGUUUUAAACCUUUACUUUAGUCUAUUUCUAAAUGUGAUUUUGUUUAACUGUUGAAAAUUGUAAGAGUAUAAAUUUGAGUUCGUAAUUUAUGAGCAAUGCUCAAAAAUAAGUGUGUGAUAAAUGUUUAGUUUUUAAUGUCUAUGUGGUAACAAAUAGCAUUUGAAGCAUUUAUGAUGUCUCUAACAAGCUCUCUAAUGCUCUCCGCCUUUGCUCAAACCAUUGGCACGUACUGAUUUAUAAUUUUGAGCAUUACAGAGAUUUGUUCAGAUAAACGUAGAAGCUUUAAUUAGUAGUAAAUGGUCAAUUUUUUCUUAAUAACAAACAGUAUACUUACAGUACAAAUUGACAAUUUUUUAAAUGCUAUUUUGUUAUCGUGUUCAGAAAAAUGUAAUAUAAUCUAAAUAAUCGUCAAUUAUGACGCAUAUUUUUGUUAAAUGCAGUACAAAUGUAUAAUCACUAUUAAUUAAGGAUAUAGAUGUAAGAGUAAUCAACAAAGCUUUAACCAAGUAUACAACUCAGCAUAUUUAUCAUUCAUUUACAUAGAAUUCUAUACAGAGUUUAUAUAUUAGAGAGUGCUGAGUGGUGUACUUAAAAAUCAUUGGUCAUCAUUCAAUAUUGUGCUGUAGUAAAUAUUGAGGAAAGUCUUCCCUCAUUAACACAAAUUGCAGUGAUGUGCAAUAUCAGAAUUUAAGUUAAUAUUUGGUGAUUUGUUUUUAAGAAUUAGGGAUUCUAAUUUUUUUAAUUCAUUUAAUUUUUUGGUUCUUAUGAAAUGACAAAAUUUUAAAUUUAUUGUUAGUUUCUCAUUAUGGGGUUUAUUAGGAUCUCUUUAUUCUAUUGUAUACCAGUUAAGUUUUAGUUUUUAGAAUCUCAGAUCUCAUAUUGUUCACUAAAGUCAUUUUACUUAGCAAUAUGUAAUUAUGUAAAAAAAAUCAUAUAUUUCAUCUCCAUCCUAAAAUCUGUGAUACCUCUACCCUUGUCCUUGCCUAUACCUUAUCCUUUGCAAAAUGUUUGUACAUUCCUUAGAUACCAAAUUUAAAAUAUAUUUCCACUAAAAAAAAAUUGUCCUGUUAAUCCUUGAUCUUUAAUCCCUAAUCUGUACCCCUUCCUAUGUCCCUUUCCUUUCCGGGGUUACCACCCCUCUAAA
Messenger RNA from Anoplophora glabripennis (Asian longhorned beetle), 2328 nucleotides. RefSeq names its product proline-rich nuclear receptor coactivator 2. Gene Ontology annotation, cellular component: nucleus. The transcript has a single exon. The record is from RefSeq and is a predicted model, not a curated record. NCBI's taxonomy places the organism in Eukaryota, Metazoa, Arthropoda, Insecta, Coleoptera, Cerambycidae. Bases 472 to 879 code for a protein of 135 amino acids.